Molecule: messenger RNA, 2903 nt
Organism: Paramacrobiotus metropolitanus
Lineage: Eukaryota; Metazoa; Tardigrada; Eutardigrada; Parachela; Macrobiotidae
Product: metal cation symporter ZIP14-like
Exons: 11
Coding region: 340-2610 (756 amino acids)
Biological process (GO): zinc ion import across plasma membrane; intracellular zinc ion homeostasis
Cellular component (GO): membrane
Molecular function (GO): zinc ion transmembrane transporter activity
Source: RefSeq, a predicted model, not a curated record
GAGCACAGUUGCAUACUUUUACGCACAAUUUAGCAGAUGCAAACAUCCAUGCACUCCAACCGUCAGAUUCAAACUAUCAUCGUGACAAAUUGUGUAUUUGCAGUGAUUCGGCAGUGCCCAUAGGCGGCGUUCGUUCGGAUUUCCGCACAACAAAACUUGUUCCUAUUAAUGCCGGUUAUCCAUGAGCAACAAGUGUUGUGAUCUGCUAAUACCAUGUUGCCGAAACUCUUCGCAUUAAGUUUUAUGCCCGCUUGAGCAAUAUUUUUUAUUUCCGUGUGAUGUUUUAUAAUCAUCUGUCUUGCGGAAUUCUAACCAAAUUUUGGGUUAUUUCCGAUCAAUAUGGGCAAAUCUCACUGCGGCCACGACGCCUGUACAAUUCGAAUAACAAGUAUCGCUGUAAUUGGUAUCUGUUGCUGUUGUGCGCAGUUAUGGAGCUCCGUAAAUUCCCUUGCAACAGAAAACGAUAUUUACGACGAUGUGGCGAGAUCUUUUGACGGCCAGCUAAUACGUGUGACACCCGAUUUCCAAAAUGUAAUCGACAGAGUUUUCGAGAGGCUACAUUAUAGCAGAAACACGAGCGACCGUGACCACCGAGGAUGUAACACUUCUCAAUGUCUCAAAGCUGAUGAUGUAUUUCGGUACGUUGGAUACCUGCCUGGAACGGAAGUGUUAACGCCAAAGACAUUUCUGACUGUGUCUCUUCCUGUCAUUGUUUACACGCUGGACAUUCGGUUAUUUUGCGAUCGCAACAUCAGUGCUUCCCUCCCGUGCAGUUCCUUUAACCAAACCACUGUCAAAGAUAGAAUGGACUGUUGGAUCAGCAUGCUGUUGAAAAACAGCACAAGUCUUGCGGAGUCAGAGCUCAACAGGAUGUUUUCGAAAUUGUCGGAAAUUUACAAUGCUUCAGCAAAUUACAACCGGUCAAACGGGGUUAUACACGUACCCUCUAUGUUCAGAAACGAUCUUCGAAUCCGCAAUGGCAGAGGGCUCACGAAAGACAAAGUUCCUCUUUUCUCGGCUGUUUUACUCAGCCGAUUAUUUCAUGGUGCACCGAUAAUUCCACAAGAAGAUGCAACAAAUGCUUCCGGCAUUAGUUCUCAAGAAGGGGUCACGGUAUAUUCCGUGGAGGUUGGACGAACUGCAACAACGGGAAUUCUAGAGGUGGAUGCAGAUCCCGAAGCAUUCGUACAGUCGAUAUUCGACCUUGAUUCCGGCAGCCGGCUGUCUGUAGAAAAAUUAACGGAUAUCAUGCAGCACCUGAAAAUUGGAAAUCUUACAAAGUGGAAGCUGAAGCAUACCAACCAAAACGUUAACCGCGAUGCUGAUGAAAGCAAAAAUAUGGAAAAACGCUCCAAGCGGCAAAGUGGCGUUUCAGCUCAAAAAUCUGUCAAUGGAUCUUGUUGGGCGCUGGAUGAGUUACUGGACAUUUUUGAAAUUACACAACCGGCUCUUUCAAGGUCCGAAUUUCUACGUCUUUGCCCGGCUCUUGUACAGCAGACAUAUUCCGGAGUGUGCGAGCGAUCAUCGGAUUCACCUCCUGUGGAAAAACCAGUUUCAGGGAUAACGGAUGCAGAAAAGUAUGGGUAUGGAACCGCUUCGGUCGUGAUCAUCAGUCUGCUCUCCGUUUUGGGAAUAAUUUUUGUGCCAUUGUUAAGAAGGAAGGUUUACUAUUAUGCUCUGCAAGGAUUCAUCGCUCUGGGAGUGGGCACUUUAUGUGGAGAUGCGUUGCUGCACUUAUUGCCAGAGGCUCUGCACAUCCACGAGGAGCAUCAGUCCUCCUCCGAUUCCGCCAAACCCGAUCUCGAUAUUCCCGACAACAACUUGACAAUAUGGAGAGGUGUUGCUUGUCUUGGAGCAAUCUACGUAUUCUUCCUCUGGGAAGUUUCGUUGCACUAUUUCAUUAGCCACAGGAAACGUCAUAAAAAGUCCGAUGCGAAAGGUCAAACAGUGGAUGAUGAUGAACACACGCACGCACACCAUGAUCACUCGCAUGUGCCCGACCCGUCCACGUUUGCCAAGGCCAGGAAUCAGUCAAACGGAACGUCUGUGGCCCAAAUGGAGCUGAAGCCCUCAAAACUCUCUAACGGCGAGCUAAAAACUGCGGAACACCAACACGUGCAUGCCGAUGACCAGGAGAAAUUUUUGGGAAUUGCUCCAUUGGCAUGGAUGAUUUUACUGGGAGAUUCCAUUCAUAAUUUUGGUGAUGGCCUUACAAUUGCUGCCGCAUUUUCCGUGGAUGUCCGGUCAGGCAUUUCUACUUCUAUUGCUAUUUUUUGCCAUGAGAUUCCUCAUGAGCUAGGUGAUUUUGCAAUUUUGCUCAAUACCGGAAUGCCAUUUAAACGGGCGUUGAUACUGAACUUCAUUUCGGCCUUGACUUGUUUAAUUGGCUUUUAUAUCGGAAUUCCAAUUGCAUCAUACGAUUCCGCCAGACAAUGGAUUUUCACAAUUGCUGCCGGCAUGUUCCUAUACGUCGCAUUAGCCGAUAUGCUUCCGGAGCUCAAGCAUGGAGCUAGUAAUAUCCUGAUGCUGGUAAUGCAGAACCUUGGAUUAAUUGUUGGCGUGGGAAUUAUGAUACUUAUGGCCUUAUACGAAGAAGCCAUACAAAUAUGAUAAUAACUGGAUUGAACUUUGAGUGGCCUUUUCUGUCUUCAAAGCGCAGUUGUUUGAAGGUGUAUAGCUUGAUUAUCAGCUUACAAUUGUUAGACGCAUCAAGCUGCCUACCAGAUUAUAUGCGCAAUUAAGCGCACCAUGCAGUAGAGUCAGUACGUACUUGUUGCCGGACGUUUAUGGGAGUAAGUAGGCUGGGAAAACAAAGUUUAUGUUAUGUAUGUAACUGAUUUUAUUUUUCGGUAAUUUUGAUCUGAAGUCAGUCCGCGAAACCAGAUUACAAAUAAAUUAAAUCA